This is a messenger RNA of Spinacia oleracea (spinach), 1464 nucleotides long. Its product is annotated as probable pectate lyase 5. Gene Ontology annotation, molecular function: pectate lyase activity. Lineage: Eukaryota; Viridiplantae; Streptophyta; Magnoliopsida; Caryophyllales; Amaranthaceae. The transcript is spliced from 4 exons. Bases 55 to 1257 code for a protein of 400 amino acids. The record is from RefSeq and is a predicted model, not a curated record.
UGCCUCUCUUAAUUCAAAUAUACUUAAAUCAAUUUGCUACUCACAAUCCUAGCAAUGCAUUUCUUGUUUCUUUUCUUGUUGGCUGUCCUUUCUUUCCCCCUGUUUAUUCACUCAUCCCCUGUUUCUGAUCCUGAACUAACAGUUCAACAAGUUCAAGGGGCGAUUAAUGCUACUAAUAGCAAUUUAGCCGCCGCCUCGUGUCAGUCGGGGAAUCCGAUCGACGAUUGCUGGAGGUGUGACGAGAACUGGGAUAAAAACCGGCAGCAGUUGGCAAACUGUGCCAUCGGCUUCGGUAAAAAUGCUAUGGGGGGUAAAAAGGGUAAAAUCUACGUGGUAGAUGACCCGAGUGACGAUGCGGUCAACCCAAAAAGAGGCACAUUACGAUACGGGGUCAUCCAAGACGAACCGUUAUGGAUAGUUUUCGCUACAGAUAUGGUGAUAAAGCUGCAACAGGAGUUGAUGAUCAGAUCCUUCAAGACCAUAGAUGGAAGAGGAACUGAUGUGCACAUUUCCGAGGGACCCUGCAUCGUGUUACAGAAGGUCAACAACGUAAUCAUACACGGGAUUCACAUACACGACUGUAAGCGUGGAGGGAAUGCGUAUGUCAGGAAAUCCCCGACAGGUUUCGGUUGGAGAAGCAUAUCAGAUGGUGAUGGGAUUUCCAUCAUUUCUUCAAGGAAUAUCUGGGUUGACCAUUGCUCUCUCUCUAGAUGUACGGAUGGGUUGAUUGACGCUAUCCGCGGGUCUACCGCGAUAACCAUAUCUAACAACUACAUGACAGAUCAUAACAAGGUUAUGCUUUUGGGACAUAAUGAUAAUCAUAAACAAGACAAGAACAUGCAAGUUACUAUAGCUUUUAAUCAUUUUGGAGAGGGACUUGUUCAAAGGAUGCCUAGAUGUAGACAUGGAUAUUUCCAUGUCGUGAAUAACGACUACACUCAGUGGCGAAUGUAUGCCAUAGGAGGAAGUGCAGGACCAACUAUCAACAGUCAAGGCAACAGAUUCCUAGCUCCUGAUAGCCGGUCCAACAAAGAGGUCACUAAACGCGAGAAUGCAGCAGAAAAUGAAUGGAAGAAAUGGAAUUGGACAUCAGAAGGUGAUUUGUUUCUAAAUGGAGCACGAUUUGUAAAAUCUGGCAGUGGAUCAUCCACGCCUAACGCCAAGGCUAUGAGCUUAAGUGCACAACCAGCUUCACUGGUGGCUUCAAUGACAAAGACAGCAGGAGUACUCAAAUGCCAGAAAAGCAGAAGCUGUUGAUCUAUUUCUGGACUCAUAUAGGCCAACAACCAAUGAUUUCAUUGUUUCAUUUAUUUAUUUAUUUAUUUUCCGAUUUCAUACAUUAAAAAAUACAAGAAGACAACCUCAGAUUGCUUCAUUAUCUGAAACCCCUCAUCACAAAGUAAUCAUAGAUGUGUUGUUCAUUAUACAUAUGUUCAAAUGAUUAAUCAAAAUAUGUUCAAGAAA